AUGUAUGAAAGUGAACCAAUGUAUGUUGUGAAUCAAUCUCAAUUCCUCAACACCGCUUGUAAGAUUUCAACACCGUUAGACCCUUUUGAUCUUCUUAAUGUGCUGAAAUCUAUCAAAAAGAGCUAUGGAAGAGAUCUUGAUACAAGUCAAAGUAACGGACCACAACCUAUCGAUAUUGAUAUUUUAAUGUUUGAUUCACAACUCACCAACAAAGAUCAUUUAAAGAUACCCCAUAUUGGGAUUAUUGCAGCUCAUGUACUACAUCCACAACAUUGUGUCACUAUUGGUUCUCUUCUAUCACGUCUUACAAAAUCAGAACCAUCAACAUGGUUCAUCUUUGAACCAUCUGAUGUGAUUCAAAAAUCUCUAAAUCAAAUCAAGAAUGGUACAGAUAUAAUUGAUAUUGGUGGAAUGUCUACUAGACCUGGUGCAGAUGAAGUCACAACUAAAGAAGAAAUUUGUAGAACUGUUCCGGUGAUUCAAGCUCUAAGAGAAACUCAUGAUGUAAAAUGUCAUAUUAGUAUUGAUACUUUCAAGUCAGAUGUUGCUAGAGCUGCUGCUGGGGCAACAAUAGUAAAUGAUGUAUCAGGUGGUCAAGCAGAUCCAAAUAUGUUAACAACAGUAGCUAAACUAGGAGUACUUAUCGUCCUAACGCACAUGCGUAGUGAUCCAAAAACAAUGACUAGUCUGAUUGAUUAUUUUUUUUCUUCUUCUCUUGUAUAG
This is a messenger RNA of Melampsora larici-populina 98AG31, 723 nucleotides long. RefSeq lists its product as uncharacterized. The transcript has 4 exons. Gene Ontology annotation, cellular component: mitochondrial envelope. Gene Ontology annotation, molecular function: dihydropteroate synthase activity; 2-amino-4-hydroxy-6-hydroxymethyldihydropteridine diphosphokinase activity. Gene Ontology annotation, biological process: tetrahydrofolate biosynthetic process. The record is from RefSeq and is a predicted model, not a curated record. The coding region runs from base 1 to 723 and encodes 240 amino acids. NCBI's taxonomy places the organism in Eukaryota, Fungi, Basidiomycota, Pucciniomycetes, Pucciniales, Melampsoraceae.